AAAUGAAAAAAAAACUUCAGCAGAGAAAUCCGAAGAAAUUUUUACGCACGACUUGUCUAAUCAAACAUGGCGGCUUCCAUGGAUGAUGAUGAUGGGUUUCAAGCGGACGAUCUUUAUGUAUUGCUGAAUGUGGAUAAAAAGGCAACAAACCAAGAGAUCAGCAAAGCGUACCGACGAAUGAGUAAAAUAUUUCACCCUGACAGACAUCACGACCCAGUAAAAAAGAAGCAAGCUGACGUGUUCUUCAACAAGAUUAAGAAUGCUUAUGAAAUAUUAAGUGAUCCUAACAAGAGAGAGAUAUACAAUCGUUAUGGAAUGGAAGGACUCAAUGUACAGGGGCUUGAGAUCAUUACUCGGACUAAGUCUCCUGCGGAAAUAAUUGCCGAGUUGGAUCGCUUGAAGUAUGAGGAGGAGCAGCGCAGGCUACAGAGGACCAGUCCAGCUGGUGAGAUUGAGGUCCGCAUUAAUGCCACAAAUGUAUUUGGGGGUUAUGCAGAUUAUGAAGAAUAUGAUUCUGAAUAUCAAGAUGACCUGAAUUAUGUUGAGAUUACUGAGAUCCGCUUCUCCCAAUCUGUAGAGUACCCAUUAACAGCAAAAGACACAACCAUCAUAGGGGGCACAGUAUCAUCCAAAAAUGGAAUAGGAUCUGGGAAUUUUCUAGUUGGGUACCGUCGCCAGACCUCCGAUAAAGGGUGGCUACAGGGGAACAUGGGAUUUGGUUCUGGAAUGACAUUUGCACUGCAAGGAUAUCGUCAGCUGACCAAGCGAUGUUAUGGUAAAUGUUCCACGUUUUUUGGUACAGACGAAACCAUGAGGAGACAGACGAUGGGCUUAUCUUUCCUUAUCUCUAACCAGUUUGACAGUCAUUUCCGGGGGGAAAUGGCUUUAAUAGUAGCUGCCAAACCAAGUUUACGAACAACUAUCCACUACGAUAAUGGAAAAAAUAGAGCUAUCUUUACAGUUCAAGUUGGUAAAAGUAAUUAUGCCAAAGCUGUCUACAGCAGAUCAUUUGAAACCCACAUCUCAAAUAUGGAUUUUGAAGUUAUAGGAGGCAGUAUAGGCUGGUUCUUUGCCUAUGGUGUCAGAAUGAAGAUCUCUGAAUUCAGCACUAUCCAUGCCAAGCUAAAGAUUACAAAUAAUGGUGGAGUUAGUUUAGAUAUUGGUGCACGAAGAGGUCGACAGUCUUACUUUUUCCCGAUCCUGCUAUCGGAGCAGGUGCUGCCAUCUUCAAUAUUCUACGGAACGUUCCUCCCUACUGUGGCGUACUUGGCUGUUAAGAAGUUAAUCGUAGAUCCUUAUGUCAAACGGAAAGAAUCAGAAGAUCUUAAAAAGAAACAGGAAAGAGAUUCUGAUGAGCUACAACAAAAAAAGAAAGAUGCUGAGGCGGCGGUAGAAUUGAUGCAGAGAACUGUAGAGAAAAGUUUGGAGCAAGAGACAAACAGGAAUGGUUUGAUUAUUCUGAAGGCCUUGUAUGGACGAUUGGUAACCCAGGAUGGUGAAUUAGUGGAAUCAGAAUGCAUUGAUGUGAAAGUCCCACUACAAGCUCAGGUUACUGACUCCCAACUCAUCAUCCUGGAAUCUAACACCAAGAGUGACUUGCCAGGGUUUUAUGACCCUUGUCCAGGACAAGAAAAGAGUCUGUAUAUUCGCUACAACUUUAGGAAUCGACCUCAUCAAGUGACGUACGAAGACAAAGACCCCAUCCGAUUGCCUCUACAGAGGCAUGUGAUGCAGGAUGAAAAAGAUGAAUCCUUUGCUCACCAAUGACCAUGAAGGGAUCUAGGGUUUUGACAGGCAUUUCCUUGACCAGAAUUAGUUUUAUCUCAGAGACAUGAAUAACUAGUACCUGUGCAUGUUUUGAAACUCCAUAACACAGUUUAAAUACUUGUAAACAUAAUAUGGGUAUUAUAUGGUUUUCUCGGAUGCCGAGGCAUUAAAAACCUUCAGUCACACCAGAUGCUCUACCUUUUGGGGAGCCGUUCAUUAUGCAUUCAGAGUUAUCAGUCAAACUGUGAUGUUAAUAGAAUGUGUGUAAUUGAAUAAGAUUUGUUGACAAUAAAAGUGAUGUUUUA
Molecule: messenger RNA, 2072 nt
Organism: Magallana angulata
Lineage: Eukaryota; Metazoa; Mollusca; Bivalvia; Ostreida; Ostreidae
Product: dnaJ homolog subfamily C member 11-like
Exons: 17
Coding region: 67-1767 (566 amino acids)
Biological process (GO): cristae formation
Source: RefSeq, a predicted model, not a curated record